This is a messenger RNA of Leptosomus discolor (cuckoo roller), 936 nucleotides long. The record is from RefSeq and is a predicted model, not a curated record. Lineage: Eukaryota; Metazoa; Chordata; Aves; Leptosomiformes; Leptosomidae.
AUGCGGGCCCAGUCCCCCUUGCAGCAGCGAACCUCCCUAGGGGUGGGGGAUCCGCCUUUCUUUUCCUCGGCUUUGGUAUCCAGGGACGAUCAGACUAGAAAAAUACAAGAUGCUGUUUCAAAUGUGGAAAAACAUUUUGGUGAAUUGUGCCAAAUAUUUGCUGGAUAUGUACGUAAAACUGCCAGACUACGAGACAAAGCAGAUCUUCUAGUAAAUGAAAUACGUGCAUAUGCAGCCACAGAGACACCGAACUUAAAAGUUGGACUGAUAAACUUUGCAGAUGAAUUUUCCAGACUUCAGGAUUAUCGCCAGGCAGAGGUUGAGAGGCUUGAAGCCAAGGUUGUUGAACCUCUGAAAAAUUACAGGACCAUAGUGAAACUUAAAAGGGAUGAUCUUAAAGCAACUCUAACAGCAAAGAACCGAGAAGCCAAGCAGUUAUCUCAACUGGAAAAGACACGUCAGCGGAAUCCAUCAGAUCGACACAUUAUUUCACAGGCUGAAAGUGAAUUGCAGAGAGCUUCACUGGAUGCAACUCGAACAACUCAGCAAUUACGGGAAACCAUUGAUAAUUUUGAGAAACAGAAAAUAAAGGACAUAAAAAAUAUAUUUUCCGAAUUUAUAACCAUUGAAAUGUUUUUCCAUGGGAAAGCUUUGGAGAUAUAUACUGCUGCCUACCAAAAUAUCCAAAAUAUUGAUGAAAACGAAGAUUUAAAGGUUUUUUGGAGCUCGCUCUCUCCACCAGACUCUCACUCUCGCUUAGACAUUGUUCGUGCAAAUUCAAAGUCCCCCCUGCAAAGAACUGGCUCCUUAAAAUCUUCACUGAGGACAGUACAGAUUUCCAGCAGCAUGCUAAGAAAAGAUGAAGAAGAAGAGGAGGAAGAUGAAGAGGAGGAGGAGGAGGAGGAGGAAAUAGAUGCUACUAAGAAAGUGACAUAA